This is a messenger RNA of Hyaloscypha bicolor E, 799 nucleotides long. RefSeq names its product 40S ribosomal protein s13. Lineage: Eukaryota; Fungi; Ascomycota; Leotiomycetes; Helotiales; Hyaloscyphaceae. Gene Ontology annotation, molecular function: RNA binding; structural constituent of ribosome. The coding region runs from base 31 to 390 and encodes 119 amino acids. The record is from RefSeq and is a predicted model, not a curated record. Gene Ontology annotation, biological process: translation. Gene Ontology annotation, cellular component: mitochondrion; small ribosomal subunit; ribosome. The transcript has 4 exons.
UCGAGCUUCAGCAAGCUUCACCCCGGCACAAUGGUCUUCAUCCUAGGAAAUAAUUUCCUCGAAAACCGGCUGUUAAAGCACUGCCUCGAAACCUUCUACGGCAUCGGCACAAAACACAGCACCCGCAUCCUCGCAAAGUUCUCCGUCUUCCCCGGCGCAAGAGUCGGCCAACUGCCCACAAAAACAAUAAACGACAUCACCGCCGAGCUCUCCACGAUGACCAUCGAGACGGACCUGCGGCGCAAGAUGAGGGAUAAUAUACAGCGGUUGCGUGAUAUGGGGAGUUAUCGGGGGAGACGGCAUGCAAUGGGGCUGCCGGUGAGGGGCCAGAGGACGAGGAGUCAGAUCUUGACAGCGCGGAAACUGAAUAGAAUUGAUCGGGCGAAUUAGAGGAUGCGUGGAAGGGAUGUAUAAAACGGUUGCAUUGUUGGCGUAAGGGGUAUGUGGGGAAUUGUAGGAGUAUCUUGGAUGACGAAUACGGACUUCUCCCAAACGCCAAUGGCCAAGGAAUGCUAACAUUUCGGAUUCCGGUGAAGUCAUUCAAAGCCAAGUUGUACGAGCGGACUCACCAGUGGAGAGUUGGGAACCCGCACAGCAAGUCCAGCCAUGCCGACUAUUCACGCAAAAUCUUGGAAAGUCUCGUCUCAAUUGACUGAAUUGUGUGCAGUUGCUAGACAAAUCCUUCCACCGGGCCUUGCAACUACCUAUUACGAUAGCUUAUCCGUUUUCCUUUAGCCUUCAAUUAUGAACUGGUCACUGGAGAGCCAUGAUGCUCAAAGUAUCCUGCGCGCCAGAUUUC